Messenger RNA from Phoenix dactylifera (date palm), 1330 nucleotides. RefSeq lists its product as uncharacterized. Lineage: Eukaryota; Viridiplantae; Streptophyta; Magnoliopsida; Arecales; Arecaceae. The record is from RefSeq and is a predicted model, not a curated record. Gene Ontology annotation, molecular function: NADPH binding; zinc ion binding; quinone reductase (NADPH) activity. Gene Ontology annotation, cellular component: cytosol.
AAUGUGGAGCCAUCUUGUCUUGGUUGAGGGAGAGGAUGAGCUCGGUGAGGGUCGUUAUCAGCCUGAAAAACCCCUUUCCUUUUGGUCGUAAUAGUAGGCUGCCGCCGCUGAAACCCACUCCACUCCGCAACAAGAUCCCCCCAGUCCUCUCCCCUCUGAAACCCACCGUCCGGACUUUGAGAGCCUCGGCGGCAGCGGCGGAGAUGGUGAAGGCGAUUCGAGUCCACGAGCUCGGCGGCCCCGAGGUCUUGAAAUGGGAGGAUGUGGAGAUUGGAGAACCCAGGGAGGGGGAGAUCCGAGUGAAGAACAAAGCGAUUGGUGUCAACUUCAUCGACGUGUAUUUCCGCAAAGGAGUAUACGAAGCAGAAUUGCCUUUUACUCCCGGAAUGGAAGCUGUGGGAGUGGUGACUGCUGUAGGCCCUGGGUUGACUGACAGAAAAGUUGGGGAUAUUGUUGCUUAUGCUGGCAAUCCAAUGGGUUCUUAUGCUGAAGAGCAAAUUCUUCCUGCAAGUGUUGCAGUUCCUGUUCCACCUGCAGUUGAUUAUAAAAUAGCGGCAUCUGUUCUGCUGAAGGGCAUGACUGCUAAUGUUCUACUUCGCCAAUGCUUCAAGGUAGAAGCAGGACACACUAUUCUUGUUCAUGGUGCAGCUGGUGGUGUUGGUUCACUACUUUGUCAGUGGGCAAAAGCCCUAGGUGCCACCGUCAUUGGAACAGUUUCAAGUGAAAAAAAAGUAGCUCAAGCAGCUGAGGAUGGAUGCCACCAUGUCAUAAUUUACACAAAGGAGGACUUUGUAGCCAAAGUCAAUGAGAUAACUGAUGGUAAAGGAGUUAAUGUUGUCUAUGAUUCCGUUGGAAGAGAUACAUUCCAGGGAUCCUUAGCAUGCUUGAUGUCACGGGGGUAUAUGGUCAGCUUUGGUCAGUCAUCAGGAAGACCAGAUCCAGUUCCCCUGAGUGACCUUGCUCAGAAAUCUCUGUUCUUGACUAGGCCUAGUCUCAUGCAUUAUACUGCUACCCGUGAAGAGCUUCUGGAAGCUGCUGGGGAGAUAUUUGCUAAUAUUGCAUCUGGUGUGCUGCGGGUUCGCAUCAACCAUACCUACCCAUUGUCUGAUGCAGCAUGCGCCCAUGCUGACCUUGAAGCAAGGAAAACUUCCGGUUCCAUAGUUCUGAUGCCGGAUAGCUAGAUGACAUGUUGCUUCAUAUCAAGUUGUUGGUGAAUAGUUCUGGGAAAAAUGUGAAUUACAUGGAUAUUUUUUGGUAUAUAUUGCUUUCAAAGUGAAUCCUGUCUUCCAUAAAGACAUGCAAUAAAAUCAUGAUCUAGAAUUUUGUUGAU